Messenger RNA from Neocloeon triangulifer, 1007 nucleotides. Its product is annotated as enoyl-CoA delta isomerase 1, mitochondrial-like. The record is from RefSeq and is a predicted model, not a curated record. Lineage: Eukaryota; Metazoa; Arthropoda; Insecta; Ephemeroptera; Baetidae. Gene Ontology annotation, molecular function: enoyl-CoA hydratase activity. The transcript is spliced from 6 exons. The coding region runs from base 123 to 1001 and encodes 292 amino acids. Gene Ontology annotation, biological process: fatty acid beta-oxidation. Gene Ontology annotation, cellular component: mitochondrion.
AUCUUGUUAUGCACAAUUUUAUCUUUGGUAAACAAGUCAAUGUUUCCUGCUGGUGCGAGUGAAAAGUUUUUAAACUGUAUUUUAAAAUUCUGCUUUUUUCAAAUCAUUGACCGAAAUAAAAGAUGCUGAACAAUGUCAGGACCUUCAAAGGGGUUAAAACUUUAAAAUCGCUGUUGAUGCAAAAAAGAGGAGUUUCUUUGUCGAAUUUUAAGCCAAAUAAGUUGGUCGAACUUUCCUUCAAUGACAAAACAGGCAUAGCCACCGUUUCGAUGAACCGACCUCCGGUGAACGCUUUCGACCGAGGUCAUUUCCUCGCACUCCAAGAAACUCUCCAAAAGCUCGAAGAUAACAAAGAGUGUCGAGGAAUGAUUUUAGCUUCGAGUCGGGAUAAUAUAUUUUCGGCUGGACUGGACGUUGCGGAAUUUAAUUUCGAUGAUCUUGAAAGGGUUGCUGCAUUUUGGACACUUUUUCAAGACAUUUGGUUGAAGCUUUUCACAACUUCUUAUCCAACUGUUGCUGCCAUUAAUGGUUAUUGUCCAGCCGGUUCCUGCGUCAUGUCUUUAGCUUGCGAGUACAGGGUGAUGGUCGCCGAUCCUCGAUUCCGAAUCGGACUGAAUGAAGUGCACCUGGGAAUCGUGGCUCCGAAAUGGGCCUUGCUCGCCACGAGGGACACCGUGUCUUACAGACCAGCCGAACUCGCCCUCACCACCGGAAAAAUGUUCUCCCCCGAAGAGGCCCAAACCCUAGGGCUGGUCGACGAGUUGGCCAAAGACAAGGUGGACGCUCUGUCCAAGGCUGAAAAGUUUUUAGUAGAAAAUUUUUCCUCCGUAAACCCUAUUGCUAGGAAGUUGACGAAAUUGAGCCUGCGAGAGCCGACUACAAAUUGGCUGAUGAAGAAUAAAAAAUGGGAUUUGGAUUUUUUCAUGGACCACUUCAGCAAGCCCGAUGUCCAAGAAAACCUGAGGAACUACAUGGAAAAUUUGAAAAAUAAAAAGAAAUAAAUUUUA